Molecule: messenger RNA, 4641 nt
Organism: Colletotrichum truncatum
Lineage: Eukaryota; Fungi; Ascomycota; Sordariomycetes; Glomerellales; Glomerellaceae
Source: RefSeq, a predicted model, not a curated record
AUGUCUUUCCCACCACCUCCUCCCCCUGGAUGGGGCCCUCCUCCUCCGCCUCCGCCUCCUCCAUCCUCGUCGCUCCCUCCACCUCCUGCUGCACCAGCUCCUCCGCCGCCCGGUUAUCGCCCCCCGACGGAUCCUCAGAUCGCCAAGUUUGCCCAGAAGAAGAAGGAAUGGCUGCGGAACCAGCGCAACCGCUUCGGCGAGAAGCGCAAAGGCGGCUUCGUGGAGACACAAAAGGCAGACAUGCCUCCAGAGCAUCUGCGCAAAAUUGUCAAGGAUAUUGGUGAUGUGUCGCAAAAGAAGUACACCAGCGACAAGCGCAGUUAUUUGGGCGCUUUGAAGUUCAUGCCUCAUGCUGUUAUGAAGCUUCUGGAAAACAUGCCUAUGCCUUGGGAAUCUGCAAGAGAGGUCAAGGUUCUGUACCAUGUCAACGGCUGUUUGACAUUGGUCAAUGAGAUUCCUAGAGUCAUCGAGCCAGUAUUCUUCGCGCAAUGGGCGAUGAUGUGGACUUUUAUGAGAAAGGAAAAGGCCGACAGACGACUUUUCAAACGCAUGCGAUUCCCUCCCUUUGACGACGAGGAACCGCCACUAUCAUGGUCCGAGAACAUUGAAGAUGUCGAGCCUCUUGAACCAAUCCAGAUGGAGCUUAAUGAGGAUGAGGAUGCAGCCGUAUAUGACUGGUUUUACGACCACCGGCCGCUCCUGGAUACCCCUCAUGUUAACGGCCCAAGCUACAGGUCUUGGAACCUCAACUUGCAACAAAUGGCCACUUUGUUCAGGUUGAGUAGACCUUUAGUUUCGGAUGUUGUGGACAAGAACUAUUUCUAUCUCUUUGAUCUGAAGAGCUUCCUCACCGGAAAGGCACUCAAUGUGGCCCUCCCCGGUGGACCUCGGUUCGAGCCUCUCUACAAGGACAUUGAUCCUAACGACGAGGAUUUUGGAGAGUUCAACGCUAUUGAUCGUAUCAUUUUCCGAAACCCCAUCCGGACCGAAUUCCGAGUCGCAUACCCCUAUCUGUACAACUCGCUGCCACGAAGUGUUCAUUUGGCAUGGCAUUCACAUCCCCAGGUGGUUUUCGAACGGUCAGACAACCCCGAUCUCCCUGCCUUCCAUUUUGAUCGCAGAAUCCAUCCUAUCUCUUCCCGUGCAGUGGCACCGAAGAACCUUACCAUCAGCCACGAGGAUGAGCUGUUUGGCCCCGGCAAUGACGAGGAGCCGGAAGAGGACGCCUUUGAGCUGCCUGUAGAAUUCGAGCCAUUCCUUGAUGAGGAGGAUCUAACUAACGAUGACACCGCAUCGGCAAUUGAGCUGUGGUGGGCUCCUUUCCCAUUCGAUCGUCGCUCCGGCAAGAUGGUCCGCGCCCAGGAUGUUCCUCUCAUCAAGCAGUGGUACCUGGAGCACCCGCCAUCCGACAAACCUCCCGUGAAGGUCCGCGUAUCCUAUCAGAAGCUGCUGAAGAACUUCGUCCUUAACGAGCUUCAUAAGAAGAAGCCCAAGGCGCAACAAAAUCAGAAUCUCAUGCGUAAUCUGAAGCAGACCAAGUUCUUCCAACAGACUACUAUUGACUGGGUGGAAGCCGGUCUUCAAGUUUGCCGACAAGGUUUCAACAUGCUCAAUCUCCUUAUUCACCGCAAGAACCUCACUUACCUUCACCUUGACUACAACUUUAAUCUGAAGCCUGUCAAAACCUUGACCACCAAGGAGCGAAAGAAGUCUCGCUUCGGUAACGCUUUCCACUUGAUGCGUGAAAUUCUACGCUUAACAAAGCUCAUCGUCGACGCUCAAGUGCAGUACCGGCUUGGCAACAUCGAUGCCUUCCAGCUGGCUGACGGCAUCCUGUAUGCCUUCAACCACGUCGGUCAGCUUACCGGCAUGUAUCGUUACAAGUAUAAGCUCAUGCACCAAAUUCGUUCAUGCAAGGACUUGAAGCAUUUGAUUUACUACCGCUUCAACUCUGCGCCGGUCGGCAAGGGUCCCGGCUGCGGUUUCUGGGCUCCUGCCUGGAGAGUCUGGCUGUUUUUCAUGAGAGGUAUCAUUCCUCUUCUGGAAAGAUGGCUUGGAAACCUUCUGUCUCGUCAAUUCGAGGGUCGCCACAGCAAGGGUGUUGCGAAGACAGUUACCAAGCAGCGCGUCGAAUCGCAUUUUGAUCUCGAGCUGCGUGCCUCAGUCAUGGCUGAUCUGAUGGACAUGAUGCCCGAGGGUAUCAAGCAGAACAAGGUCAACACAGUGCUUCAGCAUUUGUCGGAGGCUUGGAGAUGCUGGAAGAGUAACAUCCCUUGGAAGGUUCCCGGUCUGCCGGCACCUAUCGAGAACAUUAUCCUACGCUACGUCAAGGCCAAGGCGGAUUGGUGGGUCUCAGUCGCCCACUACAACCGUGAGCGUAUUCGCCGGGGCGCUACUGUCGAUAAGACAGUUGCCAAGAAGAAUGUUGGCCGUCUGACUCGACUCUGGCUCAAGGCUGAGCAGGAGAGACAACACAACCAUAUGAAGGACGGCCCUUACGUUUCUUCCGAGGAGGCUGUCGCAAUUUACACAACUACUGUACAUUGGUUGGAGUCUCGCAAGUUUUCUCCUAUUCCUUUCCCCAGUGUCUCGUACAAGCACGACACUAAGAUCCUUAUCCUCGCACUGGAGCGCUUGCGCGAAGCGUAUUCAGUCAAGGGGCGCCUGAAUCAGAGCCAACGUGAGGAGUUGGCUUUGAUCGAGCAGGCAUACGACAGCCCUGGCACUACUUUGGAGCGAAUCAAGCGCUUCUUGCUUACGCAGCGUGCAUUCAAGGAAGUCGGCAUCGACAUGAACGACAAUUACAGCACGAUUAACCCAGUCUACGAUAUUGAGCCCAUUGAGAAGAUCAGUGACGCUUACCUUGACCAGUACCUGUGGUACCAGGCUGACCAGCGUCAUCUGUUCCCUGCUUGGAUCAAGCCGUCUGACUCUGAAGUACCGCCCCUUUUGGUCUAUAAAUGGGCGCAAGGCAUCAACAACUUGGACAAGGUGUGGGAAACCGAGAAUGGAGAGUGCAACGUUAUGAUUGAGACGGAGCUAUCGAAGGUGUAUGAGAAGAUUGAGCUGACUCUUCUCAACUCUCUUCUCCGCUUGAUUAUGGACCACAACUUGGCAGACUACAUCACUGCAAAGAACAACGUCCAGUUAACGUACAAGGACAUGAACCACGUCAACAGCUACGGUAUGAUUCGUGGUCUGCAAUUCUCGGCCUUUGUGUUCCAAUAUUACGGCCUCGUUCUUGAUCUGCUGCUGCUUGGUCCUCAGCGUGCCAGCGAGAUCGCUGGUCCUCCCCAAAGUCCCAACGAUUUCCUCCAGUUCCGCGACAAGGAAACGGAAACCAGACAUCCCAUUCGUCUGUACACUCGAUACAUUGACAAGAUUUGGGUAUUCCUGCGUUUCACGGCCGAUGAGUCUCGAGAUCUCAUCCAGCGAUUCCUUACGGAACAGCCUGAUCCCAACUUCGAAAACGUCAUCGGCUAUAAGAGCAAGAAAUGCUGGCCGAGAGACUCGCGUAUGCGUCUUAUGAGACACGAUGUCAACCUUGGCAGGGCUGUCUUCUGGGAUCUCAAGAACCGACUGCCCCGAUCUGUUACGACUAUUGAGUGGGACGACAGUUUUGCCAGUGUCUACAGUCGCGACAACCCCAACCUGCUGUUCUCAAUGUGCGGAUUUGAGGUCCGUAUUUUGCCAAAGUGCCGCAACCAGAACGACGACUUCUCAGUUAAGGACAGUGUUUGGUCCCUCGUCGACAACACAACCAAGGAGAGAACAGCACAUGCUUUCCUGCAAGUGACUGAAGAGGACAUCCAGAAGUUCAACAACCGUAUUCGCCAGAUUCUCAUGUCUUCUGGAUCUACUACCUUCACGAAGAUUGCCAACAAGUGGAAUACUGCGUUGAUCGCGCUUUUCACCUACUACCGCGAGGCAGCGGUUUCCACUGUCAGCUUGCUUGACACCAUUGUUAAGUGUGAGACCAAGAUCCAGACGAGAGUCAAGAUCGGUCUGAACUCCAAGAUGCCGUCACGUUUCCCCCCGGCCGUGUUCUACACUCCCAAGGAAUUGGGAGGUUUGGGCAUGAUCUCUGGUUCUCAUAUCUUGAUUCCCGCCAGUGACAAGCGUUGGUCUAAGCAGACCGACACUGGCGUCACGCACUACCGUGCCGGUAUGACGCAUGACGAGGAGACAUUGAUCCCCAACAUCUUCCGUUAUAUCAUUCCAUGGGAAGCUGAGUUUAUUGAUUCCCAGCGAGUCUGGACUGAGUACUCUCAAAAGCGUAUGGAGGCGAACCAGCAAAAUCGCCGCCUUACCUUGGAGGACCUCGAAGACAGCUGGGACCGUGGUCUCCCUCGUAUCAACACCCUUUUCCAAAAGGAUAGAAGCACUUUGAGUUUCGAUAAGGGUUUCCGUGCCCGUGCCGAGUUCAAGAUCUACCAGCUCAUGAAGAACAACCCCUUCUGGUGGACAAGUCAAAGACACGAUGGAAAGCUUUGGAACCUUAAUGCGUACCGCACGGAUGUCAUCCAGGCACUUGGUGGUGUCGAGACCAUUCUCGAGCACACGCUGUUCAAGGCGACUGGAUUCCCUUCUUGGGAGGGUCUCUUCUGGGAGAAAGCUUCAGGUGUUUCGAGGAGUCUAUGA